AUGGCCUCCCCAUCCUGCUCCCGCUCGCUGAGCCAUUCCAUGAAGCGAUUGAAGCUCUCUCCAUCAAUUUCAAUCCCCACCGUCGCCCCGCGCUCCCUCCACCAGUCCGCCCGGACCUCCGCCACCCCCUCUCCCUCCGCCGGCAGCAAGCAGGGCGGUCUGGCAUCCAUCCGUCUGCCCCUCGCAGUGCAAGCGACAUAUCUCGCGCCAUUAAAACGCCAACCCACGCACAACAUCACCUCGGCCGACCUGCAACUCCGAUCGUACAGCGUGCGUAACCUCGACCUCUUCACCGACUUCGCCAUGCGCGCCGCCUACUACCUAAAUCUCCCCGCCAAAGGCCCCAUGCCUCUGCCCAAGAAGACGGAACGCUGGACCGUGCCGCGCUCCAAUUUCGUGCACAAGAAAUCGCAGGAGAAUUUCGAGCGCAUUACGCUUCGGAGAUGGAUUCGAAUUGUGGAUGGUCAUCCGGAGACGGUGGCGAUCUGGCUGGCGUUUUUGAGGAAGUUUCAAUACUAUGGAGUGGGAUUGAAGGCGGAUGUGUGGGAGAAUGGGAGUGUUGAUACUGUGGCGGAGAUGGAUGGAGAGGCGGAGAGGAUACGAGGGAUGAUGGGCGAGAAGGGAGAAUUGGAGAUUCUGCUCAAGAAUGCACCGAAGAAGAUUUCCAAGACUCUGUUUGAUGAGGUGUUCAAGGGAGCCUAUGGAGCACAUUCGCCGCUGAGUGCUGCUCCCAGUGUCCCCAAUGCGAACCGGAGGGUGGAGAAGUUUAGUCCGGGAUUGGAGGUGAGGAGACAAGCGAGUAUUCAGGCGGGGGAGCGGAGAGCGAUUGAGAAACCUACGGAGUAG
Molecule: messenger RNA, 846 nt
Organism: Ramularia collo-cygni
Lineage: Eukaryota; Fungi; Ascomycota; Dothideomycetes; Mycosphaerellales; Mycosphaerellaceae
Product: related to ribosomal protein S10
Exons: 1
Coding region: 1-846 (281 amino acids)
Biological process (GO): translation
Cellular component (GO): mitochondrion; small ribosomal subunit; ribosome
Molecular function (GO): structural constituent of ribosome
Source: RefSeq, a predicted model, not a curated record